Messenger RNA from Condylura cristata (star-nosed mole), 2874 nucleotides. It is a transcript of the gene RAB44, whose product is annotated as RAB44, member RAS oncogene family. The record is from RefSeq and is a predicted model, not a curated record. Gene Ontology annotation, molecular function: GTP binding; GTPase activity. Bases 1 to 2793 code for a protein of 930 amino acids. The transcript has 13 exons. NCBI's taxonomy places the organism in Eukaryota, Metazoa, Chordata, Mammalia, Eulipotyphla, Talpidae.
AUGGAGAACGGACAGAGAGUGCCCCGCAAAGGCCGGAAGCUGGGCUCCAGCCGCCGGCGGCAGACAUGGGAGCCAGCCCAUGGCCAGGAUACCCCUGUGGCCCCGGAGCCAGACUCCUGGUCUUCUGCGGCAGCUGCAGAACUGCAGGCCUUCUUCCAGGACUGCGGUGCCACGGAGAGUGGCUUCGUCACCCGCAGCGAUCUGGCGAACAUCUUUGGCUCCAGCCCCAGUAUCCACAGGCUUCGCAGAAAGAAGACACUGUCCUCCAAGCGAGGAUCCUUGGCCACCAGCUUCCCAGGGCUGGAGGAGGCCAACCCUCAGGAGAAGGAGCUGUUCCUUGCCUUCAUGGAGCAGUUGGGGGCCAGCCACUUACACCCUGAGCAGGCAGAGGUCUGGCAGCUCUGGGGGAAGCUGCGGCAGGAGGAGCCCCAGCUGGCAGGCAACCUGGAGGGCUUUCUGGCCAAGAUGACCAGCCGCCUGCGGGAGGUGCAGGCCGACAAGGAGGCUCUGGAGCUGACCUUGAGGAAGCGGGAUGCCGACCACCAGCGUGAGGUCCAGCAGCUUUAUGAGGAAAUGGAGCAGCAGAUCCAUCAGGAGAAGCAGCAGCUGCAGGCUGAGAGUGACUUGCGGAGCCAGGCCCUUGACUCCCAGAUGCAAGAAGCCCUGGAGGCCAAGGAACGUGCGGUGCAGCAGCUGGCUGAGGGCCAGAGGGAGCUGGAGGCCCAGCUCCACAGCCUCAGCAGCUCAAACUUGGAGGCCAGCAAAGAGAACCAGCAGCUUCAAGAGGCUGAGCGGCACCUGGCAGGCCAGCUGGAGGAAGUGCGAGGGCAGCUGCGGCAGACCAGGGGGCAUCUGCGUGCCGCCAGGGGCCUUGUGUCCUGGCAGAUGGAGGAGGAACCAAGUGUUCCCAGAGCAGAUGAGAAGACUCUCGACCCUCAGACAGCCUUCCCUGAGGAGGCCCCUCUGCCAGGGCUGUUUGGGGACAAUGAUGACUGGCACCACCUCCUGAGCAGAUUCAGCAGCCCCACACACAGCGACCUGCAGGUCUCCUGGAGCCCACCCCCAACCCCGAGUUCCCACUCAGGCCCUCAGACGCCCCGAGUAGUCAGGCACAUCUCCAUCUCAGAGCCACAGUUUUUGCUGUUCAGUCAGGAGCCAUCCUCAGAACCCGAUGGGGCUCCAGGGAGUCCCCCUGGGGUGCCUUCCAGAGCCAACAAAGGGAAAGGAGUGGACCCAGAUGGACAGGACAUCCGCCCAGAAGAGCCUGUUGAGCCUCAAAGUCUGGAGCCCAAGACGGUGUCAGGGUUUGGCACGGAGGCCCACUUCCGUUUGCCUGAGGCCCCAACUGAGGAGUCAGGGGGCCUGGUGACAGCACCUGUCAAAGUGCUCAUUCCUUUGGAGGUGGGAUCUCCCCCACAUGCAAGCUCAACUGGGCCCAGAGAACAUUUCCAGGCCUCACACCUAGACGACAAGGGCCUUAGCCUUGAGCCUAUCCCUGCCAAACCACCCAGGCAGAGAGAGUCCCUCUAUCUGGACCUGCACACUGCUAGCUCUGAGGCAGGACUGGGGUCCCCAGGAGCUGGAGCAAUCACCCUUGGGUUGGCCAAGCCCUCCCAGGAUCCCACAGAGGAGCCCAAGCAGCCUAAGCCAGGUCCAGAUAUGCAGGCGGCCCAUGCUGGAGAACUAAGAGAAGCUCAUGGCCAGAACCUCAGGCCAGAUGGACUGGCAGCCCUCCCCGACCAGGGUCUGGAAGAGAAGCCCAGGGCUGAAGAGAGGAAAGGAGUAGAUGGGGGAGGGCAAGGUCUCAGUUCAGAGCAGGCAGGAGAGACUUCCAGCCUGAGGACUGGGCGUCUAGAACUCCCCCAGCAAGAUGCGGCCGCUUCUCUCCCUUCUGGUACUCCACAGAUGUGGGCUGAAGCAGAAAUCCCUGCUCCUGGGAAAUCUUCACUCCUUGGGACCUCUCCCCCCGAAAGGGCACAGCCUAGGGAUGAAGCAGACCCCUUGGGGUUCACAGAUAGCCUCCCUUCUGUGGCCAAACUGAAAGCCCAGCCCAGAUCCCCACCUACAACCUCUCAUAGAGAAGAACAAGGUCCCCCUCAAUCCAGAGAGCCAGGGGCAAGGAACAGGCCUGAAGACCCAGGAACAGACUCUGGAAAGACUGAGCUGACCCCUCCCCCAGAACCCCCCACAGCCAGUGAGCCUUCAGCAGACCCUGACUACGUCUUCCAUGUCAUCUUCCUGGGAGACUCGAAUGUGGGCAAAACAUCGUUCCUUCACCUGCUGCACCAGAACUCCUUCACCACUGGGCUGACAGCUACUGUGGGAGUGGAUUUUCGAGUCAAAACCCUGCUGGUGGACAACAAGUACUUUGCACUGCAGCUCUGGGACACGGCUGGCCAGGAGCGGUAUCACAGCGUGACCCGGCAGCUGUUCCACAAGGCUGACGGGGUGGUGCUCAUGUACGACGUCACCUCCCAGGAGAGCUUUGCACAUGUGCGCUACUGGCUGGACUGCCUUCAGGAUACAGGGGCUGAAGGGGUGGUCAUCCUGCUCCUGGGAAACAAGACAGACUGUGAAGAGGAGCGUCAGGUGCCCACUGAGGCGGGACAGCAACUGGCGAAGGAACUGGGGGUCUCCUUUGCAGAGUGCAGUGCUGCCCUGGGUCACAACAUCUUGGAGCCCAUCGUGGACCUGGCCCGACCCUGGCCGUUGCUCGGUGGGUUCCAACAGCUUCCUUCCUCCUCGAAUACUGCAAGGACCUGGUGUCACUCCGGAGGCAAGAAGAACGCCUGAAGGACUCGCUGGUGGAAGUGGGCACCCUGAGGCCUCCGAAGAGAGGGGGCUGCUGCUCCUGACCACCCAUCCUCAGGCCCA